This is a messenger RNA of Cantharellus anzutake, 1171 nucleotides long. RefSeq lists its product as uncharacterized. The transcript has 5 exons. The record is from RefSeq and is a predicted model, not a curated record. NCBI's taxonomy places the organism in Eukaryota, Fungi, Basidiomycota, Agaricomycetes, Cantharellales, Hydnaceae. Bases 399 to 962 code for a protein of 187 amino acids.
UGCAUUCAAGUACCCGCUUGCCGUGGCGGCCGCGCAAGUUGACUGGACCUGCAGCGAAUGGACAGGACACCAGCCUUGGUCCCUGUUCUUUUCACAUAAGGGGAGGGUGAGAAACAACCCCAGUGGCCACGAGUGCCGGAUCGUUGCCACCCUUACUGAAAAAAGGAGCUGUGGGAUGUCGAUCCCGCAAAUGUGACAUCGGACAACUGUCUACUUGUGGAUUUAUCACACACUUUUUUUUUCUGCUGAAGGGUUUGACCCUCAGGCUGGUCGUCAGCGUCGGAGACGAGUCUCCAGAUCAUCAAUUUAAUCCAUCGCUAUAAUGCGCCCCGUUGAAAGGGUGUUUCUUGUCCAUAGUUCAUCCCAUCCCCCGCUCUACUAAGCUUCGCGAUAGAGAGAUGGUCUUCUCUACUAUUUUACAUGUUCUUGCAUACAUCGGUCUCAGCUCUACUGCCCCUUCACCAUUCGAGGUUGAUCAGGGUUUAGUUGCGAACAACUUGGGGCUGCUGUCUGAUCCCGCGAGUGAACCCCUCCUCCCAUAUGAGUAUUGGGGACGCCUGAACUUCGAUUACGAGUUCAAGAAGCUCCAUCCCGUCAACAUUUCUGGGACGCAAAGGGUCAGCGUCAGGUUUCUCGGAGGGAAUUGGACGGAUACGAAGGGACACGUAAUUGCCAAGGUUCUUCCUAACAUCGGUGGAGAGCAAGGGUACUGGGACAAGAAAAACAAUUUCCAUCUAGAUGUUCGACAAACCAUACAAUUCGUGAGCGAUGGAAAGUACGGUUACGUCCAAUUGAAAGGCUUCAGAAUUAAAACCAAAGGUCCCGGCACCAUAUCCAUUGAGACAGACUCGGCCGAUCACCAGAAAUGGAACAACCAAAUCUUGUAUGCCCUUGGCGGCUUCGUCAGUACUGGCGUGUCAGCUCCUAUCUGGGCGGUGGGUCCGCCUGGGGUCCCCGAGUAAGGAAGAGUGAACGUCCGUUAUGAUGAUGGAGGGCGUUCUUAUGCCCCGCGACAAGGCAGCGUUCUUUUGCCCGUGUGCUUGCACUUUGUGCCUCUUGUAAAAAAUAUCCAUUUUAGGCUUUUCAACGUCCGUUUGGGACCCUUUGUCCAUUGGUUUGAAUGCAUGAUGAUUGGUCCCUUGGAAAGAACGUCCACUAAGCGAGAAGCCCU